AUGAGCGGCUCCGGCUCGAUCCCAGCCACGCCGGACAGCGUGUCCGAUGGCACUCACGAGCUCUCGCUGCAAGCAUCGCCAUAUUCGGAAGACUCGUCUGUGGCCGGAACACCCAACGGCGAUGAGCUUGGCGACUCUCCUAAGCGAUUACCAUCAUUGAACACUUUUGCCGACCCUCGGAAUAUGAAUCCCAACUCGACUACGUUGGGAAUCCUGGGCAAGGCGAGACAUCCUCCGCAAGCAACUUCGUCUUUUGCGGGCGGCAUUGGAGCCAUGGACAACAGCGUCAUGGCCAAGGCACGAGCCCUUCAUCAGCAGCGAAUGCAAAAGGGCAUGGCAGCGGCGGGCAGCUCGCCUGUCUCACCGAUGCCCUCGCCCGGAGGCCCUGGUGCGCCCGGUUUCCCCGGCCUCCGCAUGCCCCCAACCAUGCAGCGUCCUGGUGCCGUGCCGCACCCCAGAUCGGCACCUAUCCUGCCAAAACCAUCUCUUAGUGAGAGGAGAGCCAACAUGGGCAUGGGAAUGAAGCUCUCGGAUAUGGGUGGCAGCGGCAGCGCCAGCCCUGCAGGUGGACUGCGCCGAGCCGGUGCUCCUUCUUUCACAGCAGGAAUGCCUGGAAAUGGCCCAGCGAGCGUUCCCAAUGGCAAGCCUUCACUGGGAUCCAAACUAGACGACUUCAAGAAGUACAUCGAUACAGAGAAGGGCUGGAUUACUUUUGACGGUGCCGCUACGAUUACCCGGACGGGAGUCAACUUUUCGAACGGUCAGACCUUCAGCAUAUCGCUGGAUGAGGUGGAAAUAAUAGACGAGCUCGGAAAGGGCAAUUACGGAACCGUAUACAAGGUCAAGCAUGCGAAGCCGACUGUGCCGCGCUUUGGUCAAGGUUUAUCUGGAGCCAAGCUGGCACCCCAUCCACACCGUAGUCAAUCGGACUCGGCGGUCCCAGAUGCUGCAAGCGCGCUGGACGGACGGACCGGUAAAGUCAUGGCGAUGAAGGAAAUUCGACUCGAGCUCGACGACGCCAAGUUCACCACUAUUCUCAAGGAGCUAGUCAUAUUGCACGAGUGUGUGUCUCCAUUCAUCAUCGAUUUUUACGGAGCUUUCUUUCAGGAGGGCGCUGUUUACAUGUGCAUUGAAUACAUGGAUGGUGGUUCCAUUGAUAAGAUCUACGCCGGAGGCAUUCCCGAAAACGUACUGCGCAAAAUUACCUACUCAGCCAUCAUGGGCCUCAAGUCACUGAAAGACGAGCAUAACAUUAUCCAUCGCGACGUAAAGCCGACGAAUAUCCUGGCCAACACGCGAGGCCAGAUCAAGAUCUGCGAUUUCGGCGUCAGUGGGAAUCUUGUGGCUAGCAUAGCCAAGACAAACAUUGGAUGCCAGAGUUACAUGGCGCCCGAGCGGAUAUCCGGAGGUGCCAUGGCACAACCAGGCAGCGCGGACGGCACCUACAGUGUCCAGAGCGAUGUUUGGAGUUUAGGCCUGACAAUCAUAGAGUGCGCCAUGGGCCGAUACCCAUACCCACCUGAAGCCUCGUCCACCAUUUUCAGCCAGUUGAACGCAAUCGUCGAAGGCGAACCGCCAGCCAUGCCUGAUGAGGGUUACACGGAUCUGGCAAAGGAUUUUGUCAAGAGCUGUCUGCAUAAGAUCCCCAAGAUGCGGCCGACGUACGCUAUGCUGCUCAAGCAUCCCUGGAUUCAAUCCUUAUCCAAGCCGGAAACAAUUACCGAAGAAUCCGAAGACGGUGAGGCCGCAGAAAAGAUAGCAGAGGCGGUGGGACAUAUAGAUCUAAACUCGGGCACCGAAGAUGCCGAGGUUGCUGAAUGGGUCAAGUCGGUGCUGAAGAAGAAUGCGGAAGGGCAUAACGGUGACGGUCCUAGCAAGCCAGCACUUCAUGCCGCGCCUCUCGACAGCAUUAGCCCCUUGGGAAGCCCUGUUAUCAACCAAAGUCUAUGAAGUACUGACACACGAAUUACUUGAAGUCCCAAAAGACAGAAACAAGGAGGGGAAAAACAUACGAGGGAUGGAGUAGAAACCUGUUUGCCCCAAUCGCACCGUUAGGCCAAGUAUUUAGCCUCGUUGGGCUGGCCUACCAAAAAGCAAGGAGUCGGCGCCAUGACAUAUGCCAACAGGAGCUGGUAUCUGAGUUGGUUGAAUUUAUCGACAAGAAUCAGAUCAAAGUAUCAAAAAGCGAAGGGGGGGGAAGUGAAGGACGGAGGAGUCAUUAACGAUUGUGUUGAUGACUCUUCCUCUGUACAAUUUAAGCAAAAGGGGUCAUGAAGAGUGAGAGAAAAAGAAGAGCUGUUCACGUUCUCCUCUCCAAUCACUGCAAAAUAGUCGCCUGCAUGUACACACAGCAACAACUUACCUACCUACUUACCUAUUGGCCCCAAAUUUUCUUAGACGGGGGGAUUUUUGUUUUUUUCAUCAAAGGGAGCUAUAAGCGGAUGAUACUCGAACUUUUUUUUCUUCUUCUUCUUCUUCUUCUUUGUUUCAUUUGCUCCAUCAUGGCACAAAUCUCUUCGUCUUCUUCUUCUUCUUUCGGCCUCCUUUUUUUUUAUCAUAUCUUAUAUAUAUAUACAUGUUUUCUUUUUGUAGGCGAAGCGGGGAUGGAAUGGACUGGGAUGGAAGGGGGGGGAUGCUAGGCAUGGUGUAUACGGCGGGAAGGAUUUUGGGAGUUUUGUACGUAUAUGAAGACAAACAAGGCCAAGAACACGAGGGCAAGCUUGCAAAGUAAUUAUUAUAUCAUUCAUGUAUAUGAUUGAUCAA
Messenger RNA from Trichoderma virens Gv29-8, 2763 nucleotides. RefSeq lists its product as uncharacterized. The transcript has 2 exons. Gene Ontology annotation, molecular function: ATP binding; MAP kinase kinase activity. The coding region runs from base 1 to 1950 and encodes 649 amino acids. The record is from RefSeq and is a predicted model, not a curated record. NCBI's taxonomy places the organism in Eukaryota, Fungi, Ascomycota, Sordariomycetes, Hypocreales, Hypocreaceae. Gene Ontology annotation, biological process: protein phosphorylation; cellular hyperosmotic response; MAPK cascade.